Messenger RNA from Magallana angulata, 1099 nucleotides. RefSeq names its product putative nuclease HARBI1. The transcript has 2 exons. NCBI's taxonomy places the organism in Eukaryota, Metazoa, Mollusca, Bivalvia, Ostreida, Ostreidae. The record is from RefSeq and is a predicted model, not a curated record. The coding region runs from base 1 to 1065 and encodes 354 amino acids.
AUGGCGGCCAGUUUGCAAUUACAGACGUUAAUGCCAAUAUUUCUUGACGAAUUGACAAGGGAUGAUAAAACUAGAAUAGAAAUGUAUGCGGAAGAAACUGUACCUUUCUACAACCUGGAUGAUUUUCGGCGGUUCUUUCGGGUUUCUAGAGCAACAUUUGAAUGUUUAUGUAGAAAUAUUGCCAACUUUCAACAUUUAAAACCUGGAUGGACUGGAGGAAGAGAAUUUAUUUCAACAGAUAAACAUUUGUUAAUUACCCUAUGGUAUUUAGCAACCCAAGAUAGCAUUCACAGCAUAUCAGAUAGAUUCAAUGUCACCGAGUCCUCUGUUAUCAGAUGUCGCACAAGGAUCACAGACAUUUUUGUUAAUAAUCUAAAACAUGUAUUUAUCGUCCUCCCUUCAGCUAAUGAACGCCAAGACGUAAUGGACAAGUUUGAGCAAAAACAAAAUUUUCCAAAUGUAUUAGGUGCUAUAGACGGUACCCAUAUUGCCAUAAAAGCCCCUAAAAAUCAUCCCGAAACUUAUGUCAACAGAAAGGGUUUUUUCUCAAUAAUCUUGCAAGGAAUUUGCAGAGAGGACCUUAGAUUUGUUCAUUGUGUUGCUGGAUGGCCUGGAAGCUGCCAUGAUGCCAGGGUGUUGAAAAAUACAGAUAUAUGGGAAAAUGGUUUGAGAGUUUGUGGCAAUGGGCAUUUUCUUGGAGAUGGAGCUUAUCCAUUGAGAAGUUGGCUUCUUACUCCCUACCGAGACACAGGACGUCUGACACCCCAACAAAGGAAUUACAAUUAUCGUCAUUCAGGCACAAGAGUAACUAUAGAACGCGCAUUUGGGUGUCUAAAAGGACGUUUCAGAAGAUUGCGAUAUUUGGAAACUUCAGAAUUAAAAACAUCGGUUGAGGUCAUUAUUUUAUGUUGCAUUAUUCAUAAUAUAUGCAUCCUGAACAAUGAAGAUGUGCAAGAUUUUUUUGAAGACAAUCAUCAAGGACCUUAUGUGCCCCAAGGAAAUUUAGUCGACAAUCAGGCAGAAGGACUAAGGAAACGUGAUAAUAUUGCACGAAAUUUACCUUAAGUCUUGUCUUAAUUUGUCAUUACACAAUUCAAAA